AUGGCUCCUAGAUAUGAGAGGCGUCGCCAAAAGCCCCUGACGGAACGAAAACGUCGUGCACGAAUCAACAAAUGUCUGGAGGUACUUAAAGAUGUCGUCAUAGACAACAAUGGCGGAAUUCUACCUAGACUGGACAAAGCUCGGAUUCUGGAACUGACAGUCUCAUACCUAAAGACAAUGGUACACUCUAAACCUAAAGAAACUUUAGACAAGGAAAAGUUUACGGCUGGGUAUCUGCGGUGCCUUGACGAAGUGACGUCAUAUUUACAGGAGAGGACGGAUAAUUAUACACUGAAUCGAGUGAUUCAGCAUCUAUUUACAAAGAACAUUCAGUUUACGGAAAAAGCCGAACUUUUUCACGAAGAUUGUAUUAUAGAACAGGAGUCAAAAACCCCGCUUGUCUCAAAUUCAAACAGCGUACACAAGAUUGGACCGACUUUAAAUAAGCGGAUGUCGGAUACACAACAACAUGAAUAUGUAUUAAAUAAUCCAUUCCCCGACAAUGGACAGUGUGUUAUUAAAAACAAUGGUUCGGAUGAUUCAGAUCCAUCUAACAACGGAUCAAAAUCGACUACGACUUGCGAAACACUUUACGAAAAUAUUAAAGACAGCUCAUCCAAUGAGAAAGACUGUAACAAAAUGAUAAUGGAGCGUUCAGUUAACAAGGGGCAUUUGGCAAACGGCAGACUGUCAUCACAGAAAUAUGAUUGUGUUAAUGAAACCAUCAGAUGUAAUAUAGCUGCUUCACACAUGCUCUGGCGACCGUGGUGA
Messenger RNA from Gigantopelta aegis, 771 nucleotides. RefSeq names its product enhancer of split m8 protein-like. Gene Ontology annotation, biological process: anterior/posterior pattern specification; regulation of neurogenesis; regulation of transcription by RNA polymerase II. Gene Ontology annotation, molecular function: protein dimerization activity; RNA polymerase II cis-regulatory region sequence-specific DNA binding; DNA-binding transcription factor activity, RNA polymerase II-specific. Gene Ontology annotation, cellular component: nucleus. The record is from RefSeq and is a predicted model, not a curated record. The transcript has 4 exons. Lineage: Eukaryota; Metazoa; Mollusca; Gastropoda; Neomphalida; Peltospiridae. The coding region runs from base 1 to 771 and encodes 256 amino acids.